AUGAGCGCACGCAGCCAGGCGGACGAGGACCGCGACUGGAUUGACCUUGCGCAGGGGAACGAUGUGUGGGAUAUGACAUACAGCUCGGAUACCGAGUCGUACAGUCCAUCGGGGUCGAGCUCGUCGGGAGACGAUCCUGUGCUCGACCACCCCAACGACGCGGUGGUCGUCGUAAGCGAUGGCGAGGACGACCUCGAGAUCCAGCAAGUGCGCAAGCUCAGCGCAGAAGAGAUUCGUAGGCAACGCAUGGAUGCGGCGCGUGCGGCGCUCCGCCGCGCGGCCAAUGCUGCACCACGGCCCCCGCCACCGACCAACGCACUGCUGUCGACGUACAAAUGCUCCAUCUGCCUAUGCCCACCAACGAACGUGAGCGUCACGUCAUGCGGACACAUGUUCUGCGGGGGGUGCCUGUACGAUGCACUCUCGAUGCAGAUGCGCCAGGACGGGCACGAAUGGUCCGAUACAGACUGGCUGGGUGUCAUGGGCGACCCGGCCGCACGAAACGCGCCACGCGGCUCGAACCUCUUUACGCCGUUUGGGAGCAGCGGUGCGCUUGCGUUGGCAAAUGCGGCCGGCAUCUCGUCGUCACCAGCGCGCGAAAUGUUCUCGGAAUGGGUUUCGCAGCGCCAGGCGGGCGGCUCACCGGACGAGGCGCCGCCCGAACAUGCACCCCCGGCUGUGCCCGCGAGCCGCCUGCGCGCAAAUAAUGGUACUGGACGCUUGCGGGGACAUUGCCCUGUGUGCCGCACGACGAUCCAAGGCGGUUUUACCGGCCCUGGCCGCCGUGGCAUCCUGGGACUGGACAUUAUGCUCGGCACACCCGCCGCCGAGCCGCAGCCGUUUGACGUCUCUGUUGACGACCCCUCAAGCGAUCACGAGACGAUGCAAGAGCCGCGCAAACGCGCUCGUGCACAGUAG
This is a messenger RNA of Malassezia japonica, 918 nucleotides long. RefSeq names its product RING-type E3 ubiquitin transferase. The record is from RefSeq and is a predicted model, not a curated record. Lineage: Eukaryota; Fungi; Basidiomycota; Malasseziomycetes; Malasseziales; Malasseziaceae. Gene Ontology annotation, molecular function: metal ion binding; SUMO-ubiquitin ligase activity. The transcript has a single exon. The coding region runs from base 1 to 918 and encodes 305 amino acids.